AUGAAAUUGAUUCAAGAAAAUGUUGAGAGUCUGUCCUUACCAUUUGUGUGGGAACACGAACCAUUUGAAUGCCUUUUUCUGCAAUGGAUUAUGUUAGUUAGGAUAGUAGUGGGAGAAGAGAUCAUAUCCAUUGUCAGUGCUUAUGGGCCCCAAGUUGGGCUCGACGAAGAUGCAGACAACUACAACUCGGUACAUAAAGGGUUUGGUUUGGGGGCAAGGAAUAAGAGUGGGGAGAAUUUGCUGGAGUUUGCGCUAGCCAAAAAGUUGGUUAUAGCAAACUUGUUCUUUAGGAAGAAAGAUGAGCAUUUGAUAACAUAUAAGAGCAUCAGGCAUGCAACCCAAGUUGACUAUUUCUUAGUGCGCAAGGGAGAUCAGGCCUCAUGGCACUGGUUUUUAGGAUGA
Amaranthus tricolor (Joseph's coat) is the source of this 402-nucleotide messenger RNA. RefSeq lists its product as uncharacterized. Gene Ontology annotation, biological process: chromatin remodeling. Gene Ontology annotation, cellular component: nucleus. The record is from RefSeq and is a predicted model, not a curated record. The coding region runs from base 1 to 402 and encodes 133 amino acids. The transcript has 3 exons. Lineage: Eukaryota; Viridiplantae; Streptophyta; Magnoliopsida; Caryophyllales; Amaranthaceae.